AUGGAGGUAUGGAUCAAGGGGGAUGGAUAUUCUCACCUUGGCGAUCUAGCGGUACGCAGUGAGAUCGAUGAACGACGAGCGCUCUUGCUGCUCCGCUUAUUGGAUUUUCUUCGACGAGAUACGGAACGGGAUCUUGAGCGGGAUCUUGAGCGGGAUCUCGAGCGGGAUCUCGAGCGAGAUCUCGAGCGAUCCGCUGCCUUGACGACUUUCUUAUUGCGAGGAGUGAAACGUCCUUUGGCAUCACGUUGUCUCAACUGCAUCUCGAACACCAGUUGA
Molecule: messenger RNA, 276 nt
Organism: Caenorhabditis remanei
Lineage: Eukaryota; Metazoa; Nematoda; Chromadorea; Rhabditida; Rhabditidae
Exons: 1
Coding region: 1-276 (91 amino acids)
Source: RefSeq, a predicted model, not a curated record